Enterobius vermicularis (human pinworm) is the source of this 1038-nucleotide messenger RNA. NCBI's taxonomy places the organism in Eukaryota, Metazoa, Nematoda, Chromadorea, Rhabditida, Oxyuridae. The record is from the annotation of a GenBank genome assembly.
AUGCUUGCACAUUUUGAAGCGACUUCCAACGUACCGAUUGUAGAAGUUGGCAAAUUUCUGUUUUUUCCUGCCAAUUUAAGGUUUGACGAUCAGCAGGAGGCGGUGGAAGUGAGAGCCCAAAAUCUAGAAGUAAUUGAGGAAUUGGGGCGUGGUGCUUAUGGUGUAGUUGAAAAAAUGCGUCAUCGUGCCACGGGAAAUAUAUUAGCCGUAAAAAGGAUUCGCUCUUCCGUUAAUGAUGAAAGUCAAAAACGUAUGUUGGUAGAGCUGCAAACUUGUAUGAAAAGCGGUUCUUGUCCACAAAUGGUUCGCUUCUAUGGUGCCAUGUUUCGUGAAGGUGAUGUGUGGAUUUGUAUGGAAGUAAUGGACAUCUCUUUGGAUAAGUUCUACAAGAUGAACAGUGACAAAAAGGGAUUUUUGCCUGAAAUGUUUUGUGCAAAAGUUGCUUUGUCGGUUACGGAGGGUCUGAAUUUCAUGAAACAACAGAUGAAUUUAAUUCAUCGUGAUGUGAAACCGUCAAAUAUCCUGCUGAGCAAACAAGGAUGUGUAAAAAUUUGCGAUUUUGGCAUUUCUGGACAUUUAACUAAUUCGGUCGCCAAAACAAUUAAUGCAGGAUGUAGACCAUAUAUGCCGCCAGAACGGAUUGAAGGAGAGAAAAAGGAAUCUUAUGACGUUCGUGCGGAUGUGUGGAGCUUGGGCAUUACACUGAUUGAAAUAGCUACGGGUUCUCAUCCUUACUCUAAAUGGAAAACACCGUUUGAACAAUUAAAGCAAGUAGUCCAUGAACCUCCUCCCAGAUUAGCGUCGGGUCUCGGUUAUUCAGAAGUAUUCCAGGAUUUUGUUGCUUUAUGUCUAACAAAGGAUUACAAUUUACGGCCCAAAUACCCAGACUUGCUAGCCCAUAAUUUUCUUCAAAAAGCUGCCGAAGACACUGACUUCGAUAUGGGCGCAUUCAUAACUGACAUGUUAAGAAAAGUUGAAAGUGAGCAAACUGCCGCCCUUCCUAGCGUUACUGCUAAAGCUCUUCCGAAGAUAUCCUAA